CACUUCUUUCUCGGAGCAGCAAGUUUCUCCACUCAAUAUCAGAAGAGCCUAGAAAAAUAUGAUGAAGCAGCUUUUCUCCUCCACUCUUCUUGGGAUGAUCUUCCUCCUUCUCUGCGCCUCAUCAAUUUCUGGUCAGUCUUUGGCACCGGCUCAAGCACCUUCAGGUUCUACCACAACUUCUGGUCAGUCUUCACCACCAGCUCAAGCACCUUCAGGUUCUUCAUCUCCUUCAGGUCCCGCUGACGUCAUUGCAGUUCUCACAAAGGCCGGUAAGUUUACUACCUUCAUUGGGCUACUAAAGAGCAGCCAGGUGGAUUCCCUGAUCAAUACCCAACUCAAGAAACCAGGCAAUGGCUUCACCGUUUUUGCACCAACCGAUAGUGCCUUUUCAAACCUGAAAACAGGUACUCUCAACUCAUUCACAGAUGAGCAGAAGGCCGCACUGACAAAAUUCCACAUAAUACCUUCUUUCCUUACCAUCGCACAGUUCCAAACUGUGAGCAACCCAGUGCACACAUCGGCAAGUGGUGAUAGUGUGGAGUUUCCACUGAAUGUGAUAGGCAAUGGAACUCAGGUGAACAUGACAACAGGACUUGUGAAUACAACAGUGGACAGCACAGCAUACAGUGAUGGUCAGCUUGCUGUGUAUGAGAUCCCCCAGGUUCUCCUUUCACAAGGUAUCCUAAGGCCUCAAGCGCCAGCACCAGCUCCUCUACCUCCAAAGCCUAAGAAGGCUACUCCUCUUAGUUCACAGGCUCCUUCAACGCCCACCACCGUUUCCGUUCAUUCUUCUGGUGCGACGGGUCUCCCCCGCUACGCGCCAACCGUGGUAUCCAUUGGAGUGGCUGUUCUUGCGGCAAUGUCCUUAUCCCUAUGAACUGAGUGGCAGAUUGAUGGAUGGUGAUGUGUUGAUCUUGCGUGCAUGAGUGUAAU
Vitis riparia (riverbank grape) is the source of this 933-nucleotide messenger RNA. Its product is annotated as fasciclin-like arabinogalactan protein 12. Bases 59 to 877 code for a protein of 272 amino acids. The record is from RefSeq and is a predicted model, not a curated record. Lineage: Eukaryota; Viridiplantae; Streptophyta; Magnoliopsida; Vitales; Vitaceae. The transcript has a single exon.